Molecule: messenger RNA, 1578 nt
Organism: Lolium perenne
Lineage: Eukaryota; Viridiplantae; Streptophyta; Magnoliopsida; Poales; Poaceae
Biological process (GO): regulation of DNA-templated transcription
Molecular function (GO): DNA-binding transcription factor activity; DNA binding
Source: RefSeq, a predicted model, not a curated record
UACAAUCCAAAUGACCAUGAAGUCAUUCGUCCUCCCAUCUUCAGUGGCUCACAUUCUCCUCCACCUUAUAUAUACACGCCUCUCCCCAAUGACAUUUAGCAGCCUCCAACCUUAAUUCGCCUCUAACAUUGAGCUACACCAGGCCAUCGACAGUCAGUCACCACCUGCGGGCGCGCACCCAAUCUAUAAAUGGCGAUGAAGCGCAAGAUGUCUACCGCAGGGGCUGACUUCGCCUCUUACGAUCACCACCAGCACCAAGACACCACCAAGGUCACUUCAGUGGCACGACCGGAAUCAUGGGCAGAGACGGUCGGCGCCGUGGCGGCAGUGCAACGAGGCCGGAAGCGCUUCGUGGGCGUGCGGCAGCGGCCGUCUGGGCGGUGGGUGGCGGAGAUCAAGGACACCAUCCAGAAGAUCCGGGUGUGGCUCGGCACCUUCGACACCGCCGAGGAGGCCGCGCGCGCCUACGACGAGGCCGCCUGCCUCCUCCGCGGCGCCAACACCCGCACCAACUUCUGGCCACGCACCGCCGCCGUGGAGGCUACAUCCGCCGUUGAUGCCGGGGCGAUCUACCACCACCACACGCCGCCGGAGCCAUCGGCUCUCCCCUCCAAGGUUACCAACCUCCUCCUCCUUCGCCUCAAGCGAGCGCGCACCAUCUGCCACGACGACUACCUCGGUGCAAUCGCCGGCGCACAGAGCGCACUGGUGCAAGAGCAAGAAGGGUACGAUGUCGGCGGCCAGGAGGAGCGCAGCUUCCAAGUCGACGACUUCUUCAGCCACGACUCUAGCGGCGACGAGCAUGGCCACGGUGUCGUGAAACACGAGGAGGACUCGAACUGCUCACAGGACGCCGACGAUGACGACGAGGAGGAGGCGCCCCUGGACUUCGGAUUCAUGGACGCGCUCCCAUUAUCUCCGGGGGACGUGAACGACGCGGGGCUCUUCUCACCGUUCGAGAUGAUGGCGUCGGAGAUCGGCGGCACAGAUGCGGACACAGAGACAGACGGAACGGAGUACGACGGCGCCAGCGAGCACUCGACGGCGAUCCACGAUGCGAUGAAGAGGAUGAAGUACGAGAGGAAGAUCUCCGCCUCGCUCUACGCGCUCAGCGGCGUGUCCGAGUGCCUCCGCAUGCGCCUGAGCAGCGCCGACAACCGUGCCGGACACGGGCUGGCCCUCUCCGGCCUGAGGGACGCGUGCAUGAAGAAGAAGCAACAAAACCAAGAAUCUAAGGGCGGGGUGCAUGAGGAGAGCUCAGGCAGCAACAGCUUCUCGUCGUCUGACGUGGCGAGCUCUUCGCCGGAGGCCGGGAUCUCGUCGCCGAACGCGGUCGACAGCGAGGUGCUGCUGUGGAGCUCCCUUGACCUGGCUCCCAUCUGCCACAUGUCGUAAUUUCUUCUACCCUCGGUUAUACAGUUCGUCGGGGUCGGGGAACAAUAGGAAUUAAUUCGUGAUAUUUUUUUUGAUACGUGCACAAUUUGUUUUGGAUUUAACAAUCGAGAAAGGCCUUGUUCGUCAGAAAUUUCUGUUGUGCUAAGAAGAAUUGCAGUGUUGCUUCCUAGUAUGCUUGUUCAG